Postia placenta MAD-698-R-SB12 is the source of this 150-nucleotide messenger RNA. RefSeq lists its product as hypothetical. The record is from RefSeq and is a predicted model, not a curated record. NCBI's taxonomy places the organism in Eukaryota, Fungi, Basidiomycota, Agaricomycetes, Polyporales, Adustoporiaceae. The annotation marks the transcript as partial. The transcript has 2 exons.
AUUAUUCUCCCUCAGCCACUUCAGGACUUCCUUUGUAAGCUUACGAUGUUCCUUGAGAUCAUUCGAACAGAUGAGAAUUACGUUAUUCAUCACUUGGAAAGUUCCUGGUGCGUUGCAGAAUCCGAAGUACAUGACCGUGGCUUCAUAUAG